Messenger RNA from Symbiodinium sp. CCMP2456, 244 nucleotides. NCBI's taxonomy places the organism in Eukaryota, Dinophyceae, Suessiales, Symbiodiniaceae. The record is from the annotation of a GenBank genome assembly.
GAAGAUUCAUGUCCGCAGCCCGGAGCUGUUCGAUGAGUUGGUGUUGGCGGACGGCAAGAAAGAGGUGUGGACACCCAGGGCCAACAAGAUCACCGGGCAGUGGUUCGACCAGAUCAAGAAUCUGAAGGAUGUUUCCGCGAACCUCCUCUUCUUGAAGUCGGAGGAUCUAGCGGUCAACUUGACCGCAACCUUGGCGAGGAUGGGCUCGUUCAUUGGAGUGAACGGGGCGCUGUUUCCCCACGAG